GUGUAAAUGUGUGAGUGGAAUACGCGUGACGGCGUCAGUCGUGUUCGUUUUUGGAGCAGCUGAGACUCCAACACUGGGGGAAUAGUUUUACCCACACAUUCUAAAUCCGUUAGAAAAAUUUCCAGGUGACCUUGGGACAUAAAUUAAUUAUCGACAAUUGUUGAAUUAAUUAUUAAGCUUGACAAUGGCACAGUGCAGAAGAUUUUUGGUGACAACAGGGGGUUUCCUCCAAAAACGGGGACAUGGAGCUACAGCACUUGCCACGAGUCGUUCCAGCUCAUGGUGGUCGCACGUCGAGAUGGGCCCCCCCGAUGCAAUCCUGGGUGUAACAGAAGCCUUCAAACGUGAUAACAAUCCCAAAAAAAUUAACCUCGGUGUCGGAGCAUACAGAGAUGACAAUGGAAAACCCUUUGUCCUUCCCAGUGUGAUCAAGGCUGAGGAAAACCUGCGGAUCAAGGGGCUCGACAAAGAGUAUGCCCCCAUAUCCGGCAAUCCUGAUUUCUGUUCAAAUAGUAUUAAUCUAGCCCUGGGAGAUGGGAAUGACGUUGUAGCUAACAAAUUGAAUGCCACCGUCCAGGGAAUAUCGGGCACAGGAUCGCUCUGCAUCGGUGCAUUUUUCCUGAACAAAUUUUUCCCCGGAAACAAGGAAAUUUACCUUCCCUCACCAACGUGGGGUAAUCACACUCCUCUGUUUAAACUAGCUGGGCUCAGUGUGAAGUCCUAUCGUUACUAUGACCCUAACACUUGUGGCCUUGACUUCAAGGGGGCGAUGGAGGAUAUUUCUAAAAUCCCGGAGAGAUCUAUCAUUCUGCUCCACGCUUGUGCCCACAAUCCCACCGGUGUCGAUCCAAAGCUAGAGCAAUGGGCUGAAUUGUCGGCACUGAUCAAGAAGAAGAAUCUCUUUCCGUUCUUCGAUAUGGCGUAUCAAGGCUUUGCCUCUGGUGACGUAACUAGAGAUGCAGCAGCAGUCCGACUCUUCGUGAAAGAGGGCCACAACAUCCUGCUGGCCCAAUCGUUCGCCAAGAAUAUGGGUCUCUACGGUGAGCGAGUGGGUGCUUUCAGCUUGAUCGGCUCCAGUGCCGACGAGGCAGCUCGUGCAAUGUCCCAGAUAAAGAUCCUGAUCAGGCCAAUGUACUCCAAUCCCCCCAUUAGUGGUGCCCGAAUAGUCAACGAGAUUCUGACUGACCAGCAGCUGAAACAGCAGUGGCUAGGGGAUGUCAAGGGGAUGGCCGACAGGAUAAUCGGGGUGAGGAGCAAAUUGAGGGAGAAUCUGAAGAAGAAUGGCAGCACCAGGGACUGGUCACACAUCACCGAUCAGAUUGGAAUGUUCUGUUUCACUGGUCUGAAGGCACCUGAGGUGGAGAAACUGACAUCUCAAUACAGCAUCUACUUGACGAAAGACGGGAGAAUAUCGAUGGCUGGAGUGACAUCGAAGAAUGUUGAGUACCUGGCACAUGCUAUCCACGAAGUAACAAAGUAAAUGUUAGUGUUAAAUACCAUGGAUUCAUCCUAUGACUCGUGUAUAGAACAUUAAUCCCAGAAGCAAACAACCAAUCAACAAACAGUAAUGACAACCAAGUACCUAGAAAUGAUACAGCCUGUCUACCUUUGGUAGAACUCCACAUCCAUAUCACAAGCAUUUACUCACAAUGUAUUUUUGAGAUGCACUGCUGGCAGUGCCCAGUGUUGACAUUAUCGAUACAUAUGGGAUGGAACUGUCGUAAUUUUUUUACCAAAAAUUUUCGAGUGAGGCAUUGGAAAAAAUACUCUUUGUCGAUUCUUUAAUUGCAGAUGUUGAAGUGAUUGUUACGAAUAAUUGUGUUGUUCCGAGGAGAUGCUUAUAUGUAUUGCAUGAGGAUAAUGUUUCUAAGUUCCUAAAGUUUAUGAGAUGAAAUAGAGAAUAAAUAAAUAUACAAUCAUGAGGAUGAAA
This is a messenger RNA of Diachasmimorpha longicaudata, 1930 nucleotides long. RefSeq names its product Glutamate oxaloacetate transaminase 2 (gene Got2). The coding region runs from base 185 to 1480 and encodes 431 amino acids. NCBI's taxonomy places the organism in Eukaryota, Metazoa, Arthropoda, Insecta, Hymenoptera, Braconidae. Gene Ontology annotation, biological process: biosynthetic process; L-aspartate catabolic process. The transcript has 7 exons. The record is from RefSeq and is a predicted model, not a curated record. Gene Ontology annotation, cellular component: mitochondrion. Gene Ontology annotation, molecular function: pyridoxal phosphate binding; L-aspartate:2-oxoglutarate transaminase activity.